AUGUCUCUUUUAGAAUGUCUUCUCCAGACAUCGAGCACAGUGACACUGCUGGGGGCUCUGCUGUUUCUGCUGGCCCUUUACCGCCUCUCCUCUGGUUCCAACUCUGAGGAACAGGGGAAGCAGCCUCCAGGACCCAGGCCUCUGCCCCUGCUAGGUAACAUGCUCCAGCUGGAUCUCAAGAGGCCCUAUCGCAGCCUCUGUGAGCUAUCCAAGAAAUAUGGGUCUGUUUUCACGGUUCAUUUUGGACCCACAAAAGUGGUCAUCCUGGCAGGAUACAAGACGGUCAAGCAGGCGCUGGUCAACCAUGCAGAGGAGUUUGGGGACAGGGGCAUGCUUCCUGUGUUGUAUGAUUUCACCAAUGGACAUGGUAUUCUGUUUGGCAAUGGAGACUCAUGGAAAGAGAUGAGGCGCUUUGCCCUGACAAACCUUAGAGACUUUGGGAUGGGCAAGAAAGGGAGUGAGGAGAAAAUCUCAGAGGAAAUUCACUACCUGAUUGAAGUGUUGGAAAAACAUGAGGGUAAAGCCUUUGACACAACCCAGCCAUUGAGUUAUGCUGUCGCCAACGUAAUCUCCAACAUUGUGUACGGCAGCAGGUUUGAAUACUCUGACUCCAAGUUCCGAGCCACAGUGGAUCGAGCCAAUGAGAACCUACGAAUUGCAGGCUCCGUUUCAGUUCAGUUGUACAAUAUGUUCCCCUGGCUGGGCCCUUGGCUGAAAAGCAGGAAGCUUUUGUUGAACAAUAUUGAGAACAACAAGAAGGAGAUGAAGGAGCUGGUGCGGGGGCUGAAGGAGACUCUCAACCCUCAGAUGUGUAGAGGCUUUGUGGACUCGUUCCUCGUCCGAAAGCAAACCCUGGAGGAAUGUGGCAACAAGAACUCUCACUACCAUGACAACAACCUGAUAUCCUCUGUGAGAAACAUGUUUUCUAAUGGUACUAACACCACAGGGACAACUCUACGCUGGGCUUUGAUGCUAAUGGCCAAGUACCCUCUUAUACAGGACCGGGUCCUGGAGGAGAUCAGCAGCGUCAUAGGAAGUCGUCAGCCCUUAGCAGAGGACAGGAAGAACCUGCCCUACACUGAUGCAGUGAUCCAUGAGACCCAGAGACUGGCCAACAUUUUACCCAUUGCCAUCCCCCACACCACCAGCCGAGACAUCACCUUCCAGGGAUAUUUCAUCAAGAAGGGGACGCUUGUGUUUCCUCUACUGACGUCUGUCCUACAAGACGGAAGCGAAUGGGAGAGCCCACACACCUUUAACCCCGCCCACUUUCUGGAUGAGGAAGGUCGAUUCACCAAGAGGGAUGCCUUCAUGCCCUUCUCUGCAGGUCGUAGGGUGUGUCUGGGGGAGGGUCUGGCCAGGAUGGCGCUCUUCCUCUUCUUCACCUCCCUCCUGCAGCGCUUUCGUUUCUCUCCUCCUCCUGGAGUAACAGAGGAUGAUCUGGACCUUACACCAUCCGUGGGGUUCACCCUCAAUCCUUCACAUCACCAGCUCUGUGCUGUGAGCCGGGUCUGAGAUGAGUCUGGGCCUAAUGUAUAUUAUACAUGACUUAGAACAAAUGCUCCACUUUAGACAAACAUGCUGAAAUGGGUUACCUCACCGGCUGUGCUGUGAACCAGGUCUGAGAUGAGACGAGUCCCUCAAUGGUUUUGAUUUAAUUUGAUUGCUCUACAAUCCAACAAUGUAAUUGAUUGAUACAAAGCACUGCUAUUAUGUAUGUACAGAAUGCAAUUGUUUUUGCUUGCUGUCCUGCCUUGUCUGGGACUGGACAGCUGUUGCUAAGUAAAGUCAAUCAUUUUUAUAGCUAAUGUUAUCAGCAGUUGAUAUCUAUACCUACCCUUCUGGGCAUGUUUUUAUGUGACUAGCAAACAUACUUAGCCAGAUCUGCUAGCUAGAACAAUGACUAACCAUAAGCUAGCUAGCUCCAGCAGGAGUGGAAGUUUGGCUGCCUACUUUCACUCCAUGAGCUGUUCUAGUUAUGGAAGGAGACUUGAAACAAAGAAAGACUGCAUUGACACAGGAAACCCAAUUUUGAUCUUUUUCCACUGUUUAGUCUUUUGACUUACCAUAUCAGCACUUUGCCUACAAUUGGACAAAAGACCAGAAUUGGGCUGCCUGUGUAAAAGCAGCCAAAAGGUCUCACUUAAUAAAGUGAAGUUGUUUACAAACUGUUCGCUCGCUGGUGGCUAGUUUAAGCUACUCCUUGUCCAUUGAUAUUAGCUAGUGGUUAGCUCUAGCCACAUUAGCUACUGUACUAAUGACUAUUUACAUAUAUACAUACCUAUACAUAUUAUACCUUACCUUAUAUAUAUAUAUAUAUAUAUAUAUAUAUAUAUAUAUAUAUAUAUAUAUAUAUAUAUCUUUAAGCUUUCUUGUCCUAUUCAAACGGGCCAACCAAAGGUACAUAACACUAACAGUGUCUGUUAUUGAUAAUAGGUAGAUUGACUCUGCUAAGCUUGAUUACACCCCAAAGAUAAAUAAGCUAAGACGUAGGCUUCUGAUUAGCCUUUGACUAUUUGAUUAGUAGCGUGUCAGAGGGCUCCAUAUGUAUUGCUAAUCAAUAAUACAGUUGAUGAGUGUGCUUGACAUCGGCACCAGUUCGUCAAAUUCUGGUCCAUUUAGUCAACUUGGAGUCGGGGUUUGGAAUAGAAUAUAAUUUGAAUUACUGUCUGUGCUCAGUGGGAACCAAUCACUGUGCAGCAAUGAAAAAUGUUCAACUUGUAGAUUUCACCAAAACUUUUUAAUAAAGUCUUAAAGUGGAACUGACAGUAUUUUAGCAGCAUGAAAUAGUAUUAACAUCUGUUCAUAUACACCCCCAGGAAGAAUAUGACAUCUUUUCGUUUAUAUCUUCAGACAAGUGAGCACUUAGAUAUGGUCAUUUUCAUCAUAAAUUCAUAAAAUGUUUGGGAAUGACGUAUAGUAAGGCAUUUGUGUAAAUUCUAUAGCAAUAUAAAGCGGCCGUGCAUUUGCACAAUGACUAGACACUGCGUAAACAGAGCAAAUUAAAUGUAACCAUACUUUAAAAGUAAUAUAUUUAAGUAAUAAGGCACGGGGGAGUUUGGUAUAUGACCAAUAUACCAUGGCUAAGUGCUGUUCUUAGGCACGACGCAUCGCGGAGUGCAUGGACACAGUCCUUAACCGUGGUAUAUUGGCCAUAUACCACAAAUCCCCAAGGUG
This is a messenger RNA of Oncorhynchus mykiss (rainbow trout), 3177 nucleotides long. NCBI's taxonomy places the organism in Eukaryota, Metazoa, Chordata, Actinopteri, Salmoniformes, Salmonidae. The record is from RefSeq and is a predicted model, not a curated record.